ACAGCGUGAGCGUUGCUGCCGCGGCUCAGAUCUGCGUGUGCACGGACAGAUCUGCGUCUGCACGCAACUACAGCCCUGCUGCCCCCCCACCGACCAGAACUACCCCAACAACUACCCCAACUACCCCCCACCUCUCCAGCUGACCGACCUCCCGAUCAUCGGACACAGGUGCGGAGGGGGCCGGACUUGGAUGCGGGUCAGGAGCCGCCGGUGCGGGGACGGACGGAGCGGUCACAAAUAGCCCCAGGGGAGAAGAGAAGAGCGACCAUGGCCAAGACACUAUUUGGCACCAACUACCCGACCAGCAUCUGCUUCAUCGUGGUGAAUGAGUUCUGCGAACGCUUCUCCUACUAUGGCAUGAAAGCGGUGCUGACGCUGUACUUCCUCUCCUACCUCCACUGGGACAAGGACCUGUCCACGGCCGUCUACCAUGCCUUCAGCAGCCUCUGCUACUUCACUCCCAUCCUGGGAGCCAUCAUCGCCGACUCCUGGCUCGGGAAAUUCAAAACCAUCAUCUACCUGUCUAUCGUCUACGUGAUUGGCCACGUGGUCAAGUCCGUGGGGGCCAUUCCCACUGUGGGAAACAAAGACAUGCACAUCGCUCUGUCCAUGAUAGGUCUGAUUCUCAUCGCUCUGGGCACCGGAGGAAUCAAACCCUGCGUGGCAGCGUUUGGAGGAGACCAGUUUAAGGAGGAGCAUCUGAGCGAGAGGCAGAAAUUCUUCUCCAUCUUCUACAUGUCCAUCAAUGCUGGGAGUCUCCUGUCGACUGUGAUCACGCCGAUCCUCAGAGGUGACGUCAAGUGUUUCGGGGAAGACUGCUACGCUCUGGCCUUCGGGGUUCCCGCAGCCUUGAUGAUCGUGGCCUUGUUCGUGUUCAUUGCUGGCAGCGGUCUGUACAAGAGGACUCCUCCUCAGGGAAACAUCCUGCUGGAAGUCUGCAAGUGCAUUGGAUUUGCCAUCAAAAACCGCUGGAGCGGCUCAAAGUAUGGCCAUAAAAGGGAGCACUGGCUGGACUGGGCGGAGGAGAAGUACUCGAAAAGUCUGAUUCAGGAGAUAAAGAUGGUCCUGCGGGUUCUGGUUCUCUACAUCCCCCUGCCGAUGUUCUGGGCUCUGUUUGAUCAGCAGGGUUCUCGUUGGACGCUACAAUCCACACGGAUGAACAUGGCGAUUGGGGAAUCCUUCACCAUUAAGCCUGACCAGAUGCAGAUGCUGAACGCUCUGCUGAUUCUUGUCUUUGUUCCCAUCUUUGACCUCAUUAUAUAUCCGCUUGUUGGCCUUUGCAGGAUCAAAAUCACGCCUCUGAGGAAAAUGGCCACAGGAAUGAUUUUUGCUGCGCUUGCUUUCAUAGCAGCCACGCUGGUGGAGGUGAACGUGGUGAAAACGGUGGUGGAUCCGGCCCCUGGGGGCCAGUGUCUCCUGCAGGUGGUUAACCUGGCACACGGGGAUGUGACUGUGAAAGUUCCUCAUAUCGCUCACAGUCACUUGUUUCCAGACCCGAUCCCGCACCUUCAGGAUCCUCUUAAAUAUGAGACAGUUGAACUUAAGGGUCCCACUGAAGAGCUGAGCAUUGAAGUGAGCGGUGGUGGAGGGAGUUUCUCCUGCAGUCAGACGUUUGAGCAGCAGAAGGCCUUCAGCCUCUUCCUGUACAACGGAACCACGGGGAUGCAGUGCAAACUGGUGGAGGACUAUAUAACCAAAAGCCAAGAUGGGAAUCCUUAUGUGCGGUUCUUCAACACGCUGCAGAACCCUGUGAACAUAACGGUUGGAGAUGUGGGUUUCCACGCAGCUCUUGGUUACAGCAUGUCUGCAAACAAGACCGUGGAGCGAGGACCAUACCCAGCAGUCCCCAGCUGCAGCCUCCCGUCCAGGGACUGUCGUGACCUGGACCUGGGCCUGCUGGACUUCGGAGCCUCCUACACCUUCAUACUAAUGGAGGAAUCAGGUCAGAUCACAGCGCGCAGGAUGGAGGAUGUGAAGGGCAACAACGUGCACAUCGCCUGGCAGAUCCCCCAGUACGCCCUCAUGACGGUGGGAGAGGUCAUGUUCUCCAUCACCGGCCUGGAGUUCUCCUACUCACAGGCUCCGGCCAACAUGAAGUCCGUCCUGCAGGCCGGCUGGCUGCUCACGGUGGCGUUUGGGAACGUGAUCGUGCUGAUCGUGGCCGAAGGGGCGGGUCUGGAACAGUGGAAGGAGUUCCUGCUGUUUGCCGGGCUGCUGCUGGCCGUCUGCAUCAUCUUCUCCAUCAUGGCCACUUUCUACACCUACGUAGACCCCGAAAACCUGGACAAGAUCUACCACGACGACCCGGGGAAGGAGGACGACCAAGGGGACAAGAAGAGGAAGAAGAGUAAAGACAUUCAAUUGAACAAAUCCGUGAGGAGCACGAAACUCUGAUUCUACAGCCCUGUACAAAGUCCACCAAUCAUUCUAACUAAUGUAUCCCUUUCAUUGUUUUACUUAUUGAAGUAUUACUUUGGUGAAGCAUCAACUUGUGACCAGCAAGACAUUUCUAGAGAUCCAGUGUUUGUGACCUCGUUGAAACACUCCAUUCUCUUGUAAAUGUUAGAACGAUGCAGGAACGACGAUGAUAAACACCAACAGAUGCUAAAUGGGUGAUUUCCCACAUGAUGGUCCGUAGUCUUGUUGUAAUCUGUUCAUAUGUUGUAUAUUAAUAUUAACGACAUGUCAAAUGGCAAUGUUUGCUAUGAUAUUCCAUAUACUGCAAAAACUCACAAUCUUAACAAGAAUAUUUGUCUUAUUUCUAGUUAAAAUUUCUCAUUUUUAGUCAGAAAAAGAGAGUCAUCACUGGAAAAAACAAGAAUUUUCACCCGUUUCAAGUGGAUUUUCACUUAAAAUAAGUAAAAAAAUCUGCCAGUGGAAAAAUAUUUUUUUGCUUGUAAUGAGAAGAUAAAUCUUGUCCCACUGGCAGAUUUUUCUACUUAUUUCAAGUGAAAAUGUACUUGAAACAGGUGAAAAUUGUCAAAUAAGUUAUUUUUCUGGUAAUGAUUUUUUUGAAUAAAAAUGAGACAUUUUAACUAGAAAUAAGACAAAUAUUCCUGGUAAGACUUUGAGUUUUUGCAGUGUAAUAAUCAUGACGUGUAUUGGACAGACAAAUGAUUGUUUACAUCUUACGUCUCCUGUAUGAGAAUAUUCCAAACGUCUUUAACGUUUCAGCGGCGCUCGCUCACAAGCACAUGAACACCAGGGAAGCUGUACAGGCGUAUACGAGUUAAAACAUAUCAGUGUCUUUGUUUUUAAAUGUUAACAUAGGAAAACCACAGGUUUUUAAUCGUAAUAAAGAGUAACGGUGUAACGUGUAGCUGCGUGUGUUCCAGGUUCUACGUGAUUACAACAGCAGGGCUAACGUGGGCCUUUCUGAAAAUGACAAAUCAAUAUUUGAUGUAUUGUAUUGUAUUGUAUUGUUAUUUUGUUUGUGCUCAAACUAGAGCUUGGGGAGUUCUGUGAUCGUGUUUUAGGGUGUAAACGCAGGGAAGGUUGGGAAUUAUUGAAAUCAAUAAUACUUCAAUCCCUGAAGGGACAUUACAUAUGAGGAGAAAUGAUGAUGCGCUAAAUAUAGUUCUGUAAAUUACGGAAGAGUAUUAGGGCCAUGCAGGAGAAAAAGUAUUUGAGAAGGGAAGAUUUGUUUUUAUUGUGCACUUUGAGGAAAAAGUCGAAAUGUCGAGAAAAAAGUUGGAAUGUUGAGAUUAAUGUUGAAAUACAAUUUCAAGAAUAAAGUCGAAAUUUCAUGAAUAAAGUCGAAAUGUAGAGAAUAAAGUUGAAAUACAAUUUUACAAUUUACAUCCUUGUGCAAAUGUCUCCUCUCAUCAAAUCCACUUAGCAGAGCGACUGACAGCUACUCAGCAGCAGCAGUAACUAACUAACUAACUAACUAACUAACUAACUAACUAACUAACUUCCUUGGAGUGGAACGUUAAGGCUACGUUUCUGAAGUUAUGCAACUGCAUAUGUGUGAUAUGUGUUUCAAAUCAAUAUCGUAAAGCCAAUUCUUGUAUUCUGAACCUUGUUGUUACCAAUUUACAUAAAUUCAAGUUGACCACUUGAACAAUUUUGUCAAUGAAAUUUUGACUUUUUUCUCAACAUUUCGACUUUUUUCUUGAAAUUGUACAUAAACCUUUUCCAGAUAACCUUCUAUAGAGAUUAAGGCACUAUAAAGCUGUUAUCCUGCUCUGUCUUUUUAGUUGACAUUGAAUGAAAGUUGAAAUUUCGAGAAUAAAGUCGAAAUUUCAAAUUUAUUCACGAAAUUUUGACUUUUUUCUCAAGGUUUCGACUUUUUUCUCAAAAUUGUACUUAAGCAUUAAUCUCGAAAUUUCGACUUUUUUCUCGACAUUUCAACUUUUUUCUCGACAUUUCGACUUUUUUCUCGAAGUGCAUAAUGAAAAAACAAAAAUCUUCCUCCUCUAAAAUAUUAUUUUCAUUUUUCUCCUGCCUGGCCCUGAUACUUUUCCGUAAUAAAUACACUACUAACUGUGUUCAAACUUGUUUUGUGUCAAUUUUUAUUUUUAUUAAAAGUCUUUAUCUUGAAGGUAUGAAGUUUUCCCCUGUAUUUAGAUGCACAUCCUGCCCUGGUGUGUUUAGUUUGUUUAAUCGCAGCAGCAGCAGCAGCAGGAUGUUCGGAUGAUCCAGCUCACUCACACCACUGCAGCUUUCAUUCAUCACUAAAUUAUCCUGAGCUCGCCGAGCGGCCGGCGACCAUUCUCAUUAGCACAUGACAAAGAAGCACAGCACACAAAACAAAUCUAUGCAUCCCCGGAAUAUUAUCUUGAAUUAUUUGUUUUAUUAGCAUAUUAACUGGAUUUGGGCUCAUCUGUCCUCUGGAGCUCCAAACGGGAUUAGCAUGUGGACGGAGCAGAUGGAGGAAAUGUCAGGCCUGUGAUGGGGACACUCAUCAUGUGCUGGCGUUUCCUCACAGCUGCUGCUCAGCUCCAAAUAAGAGCGGGAUGGCUCCACAAAGGACUGAUCUGUUCAGGCAGAGGUUCUUCUUUUAGGUUUUUCACUCAGAAUAUACCGUGUAUCACAUGUUUUGGCAAUUGUAUUAUCAUUCUGGCAAAAAGUCAGUAUAUAUCCAAUGUCACUGGAAAGGCAAUCCCAUGUUCUCCCACGGUCCUGAUUAAUGACGACUCAGUUAAAUUUACAUUACAAAGAAAAAGUUAUGUACCUGGCAGGAUUAACAGCCGCUAAAGACAUGCUUGCUCUUGGAUGGAAACCACCACAUCAUCUCCCAACAUGUCACUGGUUUAAUCUGUUUAUGGACAUUUUACAUGUGGAACUUUCAGUGGCAAGAAUUCAUGGUGCAGGACCAGGACAUUAAAAAUAUGGACACAUGCUGAUUUUUUGAUGAUUUUAUAUCUUGGUGUGAUGAAGUCUUCCUUCAUAUUAAUGUUUCUAAAACAAAAGAGGUUUGCAUUGAUUUUAGACGUAAAUCCCCAGUUGCUCAUUGUACCAACCAGUUGAGCUAGUGACCAGUUAUAAAUAUCUCGGCACUAUAAUUGAUAAUAUGCUCAAAUUUGAUGUGAGUUGUGAAACGCUUUGCAAAAAAGGUCAACAACGCCUCUUUUGUCUGAGGAAGCUCGCUAAAUUCCAGGUAGACAAAACCCUGAUGAAAAUGUUUUAUAGUGCUUUUAUUGAAUCUGUUGUUUCAUUUUGUAUCAUUUGUUGGUACGGAAAUCUUGCCAGCAAGUAGAAAAACUCCCUGUGGAGAAUAAUUGUGCAUGUUGCUUCUAAAGUUGCUGGGGUCAAGUUCAGCAGUCUGGACCAAAUUUUGAAUUCUCAGGUGAUUAAUAAAGCAAAGUCCAUUCACAGGGACGAUACUCACCCUCUUAACCAAGAAUAUAAGCUUCUUCCCGCUGGCCUUCGCAUAACUGUUCACCCCAGCUACAAAAAAUAGAUCUAAAUGUUCCUUUGGGCCUCUCUCCAUGAAGGCUUUGAACGCUGCAGAGAAGAGGAGGUGAUUGUGGUUUAGAACCUGGUCCAUGCUGCCACCUGUGCUGUUGAAAUCUAUUUAAAACUAUUUAUGCUGAUCGGUAGUCUGCCUUUUUAUUAUUUCUCCCUCCUUGUGUUCUGUGGGCUGUGAUCUCGGUGCAUCUGAUGUAGUUUUUCUCUGCUCCAUCAUGUAUGUUUUUAUGUCUGAACGUGAUGAUGAAUGUGCUGAAUGAUUAUAUCUGCUGCAAACCUAAUCGCUCUUCAAGGGAUGAAUUAAUAAAGUGAAGUGACUCUCAGUUAAAUUUACAUUACAAAGAAAAAGUUGUGUACCUGGCAGGAUUAACAGCCGCUAAAAAGAUGCUCUUGGAUGGAAACCACCACACGAUCUACCAACAUGUCACUGGUUUGAUCUGUUUAUGGACAUUUUACAUAUGGAACUUUCAGUGGCAAGAAUUCGUGGUGCAGGACCAGGACAUUAAAAAUAUGGACACAUGCCGUUGAAAAACUGAAAGAACUGAACAUUGACUGAACAUUUAUCUAUUUUUUUGUUUUUGUUUUCUUGUCUUGCUUGUUUUGUCCUGUUGUGUUAUUGUUGUCUUGUUGUAUCUCUACAGGGUGGGUGGGGGGACGGGUGAUUUAAAGGUUUUUGCUAUACAGUUGUGUGCAUAAUUGUUCAAUUUAAUUGUAUGCAUCAACAAAAUAAUAAAAAAACAGUUGAUCACAAA
This is a messenger RNA of Cololabis saira (Pacific saury), 6665 nucleotides long. It is a transcript of the gene slc15a2, whose product is annotated as solute carrier family 15 member 2. The transcript is spliced from 23 exons. The coding region runs from base 268 to 2394 and encodes 708 amino acids. Gene Ontology annotation, cellular component: membrane. Lineage: Eukaryota; Metazoa; Chordata; Actinopteri; Beloniformes; Belonidae. Gene Ontology annotation, biological process: oligopeptide transport; transmembrane transport. Gene Ontology annotation, molecular function: dipeptide transmembrane transporter activity. The record is from RefSeq and is a predicted model, not a curated record.